UAAUGACUCACAGUGUAGAAUGACUGCAAUAAAAAAAAAAAAGAAGAAGAAGCCCAUAAAGACUCCAGUCCCUCUGUCGUGUGUUACUGGACUUCAGCCUGCGGAGGGCACACAGUCCGGAGCCAUCAUCUCCGGUGAUAAGCAGAAGAAGAGCCUCGCAGUGCGGCAGUCGUCAAGCGCUGUCGGUGCUGGCUGAGAGAGCAGUACGAGAUGUGUAGCCACAGAGCCAGGAAGCAGGCUAGCUAUUAUUAGCUAACCUCUUGCUGCUACCGCAAUCUUCCUGCCUGGUGGGUGAGAAACCAGCCACUUUCUGGACAGGUGUCUGGACCGGCCAGAACUGUACCUUUGGUCAGCAUCUGCAUUGUUUGGUCGUAAAUGUGACAGAGGACACCAACACAACCAGCCUCACUAUGGGUCAGGACAGAGGGAAGUAUGAUUUUUACAUCGGCCUGGGAUUGGCCAUCAGCUCCAGCAUCUUCAUCGGAGGCAGCUUCAUCCUCAAGAAGAAGGGGCUUCUGAGGCUGGCGAGGAAGGGGUCGAUGCGGGCAGGCCAGGGCGGCCAUGCAUAUCUGAAAGAAUGGCUCUGGUGGGCUGGUUUACUAUCAAUGGGAGCUGGUGAAGCAGCAAACUUCGCAGCAUACGCCUUCGCUCCUGCCACUCUGGUCACCCCUCUGGGAGCCCUCAGUGUGCUCGUCAGCGCCGUGCUGUCUUCGUACUUCCUGACUGAGCGGUUAAACCUGCACGGGAAGCUCGGCUGCCUGCUCAGCAUCCUGGGCUCCACCACCAUGGUAAUUCACGCCCCGCAAGAGGAGGAGAUCAGCAGCCUCGAGCACAUGACCAAGAAGCUGGUCGACCCAGGGUUUUUCCUCUUUGCCACUCUAGUCAUCAUCGUGGCUCUUAUCUUCAUAUUUGUCGUGGGUCCCCGUCACGGUCAGACCAACAUCCUCGUCUACAUCACCAUCUGCUCAGUAAUCGGGGCGCUAUCUGUGUCCUGCGUCAAAGGACUGGGCAUUGCCAUCAAGGAAGCAAUCGCGGGGAAAAACGUUGUGAGAAGCCCGCUGGCGUGGAUCUUACUGCUGGGUCUGGUGGCCUGUGUGAGCACACAGAUCAACUACUUGAACAAGGCUCUGGACAUAUUCAACACCUCCCUGGUGACUCCCAUCUACUACGUGUUCUUCACCACAUCUGUGCUCACCUGCUCCGCCAUCCUCUUCAAGGAGUGGGGGCACAUGGGCGCGGACGAUAUCAUCGGCACGCUCAGCGGCUUCCUCACCAUCAUUGUGGGGAUCUUCCUGCUCCACGCCUUCAAAGACGUCAGUGUCAGCUGGGCUUCUCUCGCCGUGUCCAUGAGGAAGGACGAGCGGGCGUUUCCCACGGCCAACGGGAUGGGGUCCCACAGCACCUACGAACUGCUACACAACGAGUCCACUGAGGACAUGGAGGAGAGAGAGAUGGGUUUGCCUUUUGAUAGCGUCUCUAGAAGAAACGGGGCGAUGACUUCCUCAUUGGACCAUUAAGGAACUUGUUUCCCCCCCCAGCCCUCUACUGACUCACCAACCAUGGCACUGUUAUGGUAAAACAAUAAGACAAUCAGCUGUUUGGGGGAGUGACUUGGACAGACCAGUGGAUUGUAUUUAAUGUUUUAAUUUGCCUUACUUUUCUCAGAAUAUGGCCUGGUUGUAAUCAGUCAGUUAGAACUUAAUUUCAUUCCUUCUGUAGCGCUGUAAAUAUGAGUUUUUUAAGAAAUGUUUUUGUUAUAUGUACAUGCAUAUUCAUGCACUGACUUACUUUCUAUAAAUCAAACAGAUAAAAGUUUUAAUAUAUAUUCUCUAUAUGAGCUCCUGCUGACAAUGAUGACGACAGUUAUAAACACUAUGAUUUAAGUUUUUUUUUCUUUGUGAUACUUGAAAGUAACAACAACUUUUGUUGGAAGUCGUUCGAACCUUUUUUUUUGUAGCGUUUACAUGAAAAGCUCUCGAGAUGAACCAACAGAUUUGUUACAUAUUUAUUGAAUUAAAAUGAUUAAAACGUUUGAAACACAAGGCACAGUGAAUAAAUGCUUAACAUGA
Acanthopagrus latus (yellowfin seabream) is the source of this 2069-nucleotide messenger RNA. It is a transcript of the gene nipa2, whose product is annotated as NIPA magnesium transporter 2. Gene Ontology annotation, biological process: magnesium ion transport. The record is from RefSeq and is a predicted model, not a curated record. Gene Ontology annotation, cellular component: membrane. The transcript has 6 exons. Bases 411 to 1517 code for a protein of 368 amino acids. NCBI's taxonomy places the organism in Eukaryota, Metazoa, Chordata, Actinopteri, Spariformes, Sparidae. Gene Ontology annotation, molecular function: magnesium ion transmembrane transporter activity.